Messenger RNA from Spizellomyces punctatus DAOM BR117, 897 nucleotides. RefSeq lists its product as uncharacterized. The transcript has a single exon. The record is from RefSeq and is a predicted model, not a curated record. NCBI's taxonomy places the organism in Eukaryota, Fungi, Chytridiomycota, Chytridiomycetes, Spizellomycetales, Spizellomycetaceae. Bases 1 to 897 code for a protein of 298 amino acids.
AUGGCUGUUUCGAGCGGAAGUCAGGAUACCCUCUACUUUCUUAUCCUCUUUCUCGUCUUCUCCCUAGGUCUCCUAGCCUUCACUAUCCGCCUCUGUUACCAUGGCACGAGCAACAUCUUGAUGAAAACGUUAAUACUUCAAAGCAUUUUGACCGUCGGCUACUUUGUCGACCGACUGGCAAUUGUCAUUUAUAGCGGUGACCCAACCUGUGGGAUUCUGACGGUCGGCAACGGACUCGUCAUAUGGUACUCUUCUCUUGGAAUCUUUUACUUGAUUCAAUCGCAAAAGGCUCGCGCACUCUGCCAAAGCCUGUUCCCACAAGUAAACAAGCAUGUCUUUACUGCGAUGCAAGUGGGCGUCAUGUUGGUCUGGUGCAUUCACGUCAUUAUCGUCGCCUUACGGAGUCAUAUCCGGUCGUGCACGGUCGUCUACGAGGGUCUCGUUGCCGAUUUCGCUUGCGCGAUCGUGAUACAAACCUACCUCCUCAUCCAAGACAUUGUUAUUCUCUUCAAACUCAAACAAGGCUGGGCAAGGAUAAACACAAGAUGGUCCACGAUGCAACUCGAUCUCCUAAAGGAAUCAACCCUCAUGAUGAUCUUCCUGGUCAGCUCCAACAUUUACGUCUACUACAUCUAUAUACCGACCGUCGCGUAUAUAAUAUGGUACAUGCAGAUCUUUUUAUUCUGCUACCUCUCAUACUCGACGCUCCAAAACAUCCACGCGACCAAGGACUUGGUACUCUCGGACCUGUCCUCUGGACAAAGGAGGAGCAUCCGUCCCGAGGAGGAGAUACACAUCGCAAAACCCAACGGUAACAUUCUGCGAGUCGGGGUACCACCAAUAGUACCGCAGCGCAUACAAAACACUACGGAACACUCUAGUCUCGAGGAAGUGUGA